Carassius carassius (crucian carp) is the source of this 2180-nucleotide messenger RNA. Its product is annotated as SH3 domain-containing protein 19-like. Gene Ontology annotation, cellular component: ESCRT-0 complex. Bases 255 to 2180 code for a protein of 641 amino acids. The transcript is spliced from 14 exons. Lineage: Eukaryota; Metazoa; Chordata; Actinopteri; Cypriniformes; Cyprinidae. Gene Ontology annotation, biological process: protein transport to vacuole involved in ubiquitin-dependent protein catabolic process via the multivesicular body sorting pathway. The record is from RefSeq and is a predicted model, not a curated record. Gene Ontology annotation, molecular function: protein binding.
CAGAAUGCAUGGAGCUGUUGGCAUCCUCGUGCGAUGUUUGGAGCCUCCCUUUUCUCCUUCACAUGGACAAAAGAGCUUCCUGUUGACGUGCGCGCGACCUGACAAUAGAGUUUCUUCAGUCGUUUCGAUAGAAAACAGAAACUCGUCAGCAUCGGCUUCUGUGAGGAGAAACUUUACAUCCGAGUCCGAGGAGGAAUGCAGUUCAGAUCUGUUGUCGUGGUGUUUUAGUCGGUAAAUAACCGUAUUUCUCCGGUAUGGCGGAGGCACGAGCUGAGGAGGACGAGGAGCGUCUGCGCGCGACACGGAGCGCAGAGCAUUCAGACAGAAACAAACCUGAUCCGCGCCACUCCAGCCAAGGGCCGCUUUCCUCCAUCACAGCUAUCAUCAAACGCACAUCAGCGAGAACGAGCUCUCCGAGUGACCCUCAGCGAGAGCGCAGGCGUCCACAAAUCACCAUCCUCUCUGCUGAACCACUGCUGUCCAAUACAUGGUUCCCAGGGGAUUCUGGGGCCUUUCCUCCAGCCCCGCCCCCGGCCCCGCCCACUUGGGCUGCAGGCUCGGCGACAGUGCAGCUCCCGCCUCCUUCCUACGAGCAGGUGAUCCGAGAAAAGAGCCGUGAGCAAAGUCUUCACCCCUCCGCCUCGUUAUCUUCAUCUCCAUCAUCUCGUCACUCUACCAGCACCAUCGACACGCAGACACACAAAGACUCCCCCGGCCCACAAUCCUCUGCUGCUCGUCCAGGUAUGAAGACAACCAUCACCACCACUUCCACUCAGAUCAACCUCGAUUCCCCAGGUGACCCGAUAAAAGAGGCACCGAGCGUACGUCCCAGACCUCGGCCGCGCUCCAGAGUCGCCCUACGACCCAGCGAGGACGUCCUGGACCAGCCGAUGAUGAGGGAGGUGAAAGUUCAGACUCUUGUGCGUCUGAAGGAUGACGGCGCCGAGAACAUUUUCGCCGGGUUCGAUGAUGCUCCGUCGGACAUCUCCAGCAAAUACCUGAAAGACCUCCUGGAAGUGUUUGGUUUAGACGCAACACCUGUCCAACAUGAAGAAAGUCAACAAAAACCAUUAAAUAGACCAAAACCACGACCUAGAACUCAGAAAUCGAAAUCCCAGCUCGCCCUAAAACCAUCUGUCUUUGAGGUUUUUGAUGCCAGUGAAACUACUGUUGAGCAAAACCCCCCCAAACCCCUGAGUCCACCAGUACCAGCACCCAGACCCCUUCUGAACAAACUCCAGAGUCUACCAGAGUCCAGAUCUUCUCCAUCCGCCAAACCUUCACCAGCCGCCCGUCCUGACAGCACUCCUCCCGGGCAGCAGAUGGCAGCGGAGGUCUCCAGCUCGUCUGAGAGCAGAAAUUCAGAUGAUCAAGCUAUAAACGCUCCAGUGAAAACAUCAGCAGUGACUGACAAGAACGCUGGAAAACGUCCGUCAGUCCCCAAACACUCCCGACCUCCUCCACCUUUGCUGAGGAAGACACGGUCCACCUCACAGGUGGAUGUUUCCAGAGCUUCUGACACCUCCACUCCUCCUCUCCCUUCAGGCGGAAGACUCCUCCCACUCCGGCCUCCUCCAAUCAAAGUGACCAAACCUUCAGGCUCCUCCUCCUCCCCCGCUGCGACCAAUCAGCUGCCAGGCAGCAGGGUGCCAAAGCGAUGCCCGCCCCUCCCACCCCGACCCAAACCAGGACAUCCACUUUACAAGCGCUAUUCUAGCAAAGCUCUUCAAGGAGAAGCAGAGCUGGAGAAUAUCAGCAAAGAGCAAGAAGAUCCAUAUGAGGAAACAUCUUUCCAUGAAGAGCAGCACCUGAUUGUCCUGGAUGAUGCAGUCCCACAAACACAGUUGAACACACUCCAUGACCGCUGGCCCUCAGAGGUCAAAGGUCAAGAUGUGACUGACAGUGGGCUUCUGCUAGACGACGAGCCCUCAGAGCAGCAGAUUCAACAAAACCUACAGAAUAGGUGCGUCGUGGCCCGUUUUAGAUUUGAGGGGAAGGAGGGGGAGCUGUCCUUCACUGAGGGUGAUGUCAUCACUCUAAUAGAAUAUGUAAAUGAGGAGUGGGGGCGUGGCCUUCUGAACGGACAGACCGGAAUCUUUCCUCUCAAUUUCAUCCAGGCUGUAGAGGAAACUGAAGCAUUGCCAAAAAAAACGUCUUUGGAAUCUGGCUCUGGUAAAUAA